Sycon ciliatum is the source of this 4263-nucleotide messenger RNA. RefSeq lists its product as uncharacterized. The record is from RefSeq and is a predicted model, not a curated record. Gene Ontology annotation, molecular function: protease binding; death domain binding. Lineage: Eukaryota; Metazoa; Porifera; Calcarea; Leucosolenida; Sycettidae. The transcript is spliced from 9 exons. Gene Ontology annotation, biological process: regulation of apoptotic process. Bases 1 to 3672 code for a protein of 1223 amino acids.
AUGUUGCGCUUUCAGAACGGAACGGUGAUUGUCCUGAUGAAGCGUCAUUUCUUCACAACGGUUCUCAAGAGCAACUUACCACAGAUCAUCGCCAAACUAGCGACCGUACCAGAUAUAGUGCUCACUGAAGUAUUUAGAACAGUCACCCUGGAUGAAGAGUGUAUCAGCACUUAUCGAACGGCAUGUGAGGUGGCCGGUCAUGUGCGUGAUCUUCCACUUUGCUGUCAAGCAGCAAUUGGGGCGUCUUUACUGUACCCAGCAGACAGCUUUCUGUUUCUCUUUUAUCACUUGCACCGUCCUGAUCUCACUCAACGACUGGAUAAAGAUUUCCUGAUCAAGAUCGACCGAGGUACCUCAAUAUCAAUGGUGAGCGAUGAAGGUGUGACUGCAGUGAGAGAAGGACCGGGCAAUACAGCUGAAGCUGAUAAUGGCCAGUACGCAGCAGCACUAAGUGAGCUGAUCAAGGAAGGUGUCCAGCUGAUACCGUACGGGCGCCUGAUAAUGUGCGGGCCGGGCCGCACAGGCAAGAGCAGCUUCCUGCGAUCCCUCCUGCGUCAAGCAUUCAUGUCAAAGGUCGAUAGUACCAUCGGUGUGGAGCUGGAGAAGGUGAUAUGCACGAUCGAGAAGCAAGGGUUAAAGUAUGUCUGGAAGCAAGCUGAAGAUUCUUACCAGCAGCAGUUGGCCCUGACGCACAGAGCUGUUGGACAAGAACAAAGGAAGAAAGAGAUAGUAGCAGCACUGAGACAACAAGGUGUGGAGAUCCCAAAGAACACCAGGUCCACAUCCUCCAUGCCAUCAACACCCGUGACAUCACCAUCCGCUGUGAUUGAGACUGAGCAAGCAGAUGCAGCCAGUGUGUGUGAAUCUGCUGUCAGCCAACAGGAUGAAGCCACCCACACCGGGUACUCUGGUCAAUCAGCUACCAGUUCAUCUGACACCAUGGACUCUCAGAAUGUUUCCACUGCAUCCGAGCCGGAGGAGGUCUCAACCAUGAGUGUACAACAGGUAGCAACAGCAGAGCAAGAUGUGCAGCAGCUACAGACGGAAAUCAACUCAGCAACGCAGAAGUUUGAAGGCUUCAUUGAAGAUCUGAAGAAGGGCAAAAGUGAAGUUUUCACUGCAGAGCAUCUGAAGAACCUGACAUUCAUAGAUGUCUGGGACUUUGCUGGUCAGAAGCUGUUUGCUGCGAUCCAACACAUGGUCCUGGCCUGUGAUCGAUGUGCAUAUGCUGUUGUAUUUGAUUCCUCAAAGAAGCUCCAGGACAGAGCGAAGCCGACGUUUGGUGUAGACGGUGAGGAACUGCCGCUUUCCAACAGCCUGGAGCAGACCAACUUCGACGUCAUGGAGACAUGGUUCAACGCUAUCCACGAGGUCAUUGGAGACAGCGACAACGUACCCGUGUUUGCCAUUGGCACACAUGUGGACAAGUUACCAAAGAAGCCAGAAGCAAGGAAGAAGGCAAUUGAAGAGACUGAGCAGUAUAUCUGGGCCAAUGCGGAGGGUAAAGCUUAUGCUAACAACAUCGACAAGGUGGUAUUUGUGGACAACACACGAGCUGGCAAGGAUCCGGAAGACCCAGCAGUUGUUCAACUACGGCAAGACAUCAUCCAGCAGCUGCAGCAUCAGUUCAGCGUUCCUAUUCCACUUCGUUGGCUUCCUGUAACCAUCUCCAUAGGGCACAUUGCAAAAUCAUUCGAACGACCAUGGGUAUCGGUUGACGAGCUACGUCGCUUGGCUAUUGCUGUUGGUAGCAUCUCCAGUGAUGAUCCUGAGUCAGAUUUCCAGAAGAUGGUGAAGUUCCACCAUGAUCUUGGUCAUUUGCUUCACUUUAUUCACAAUGCCCGUCUUCGUGAUCGUGUCAUCAUCGACAUCCACUGGAUUCUGAAAACCAUGUCACUUCUCUUUUGUCCUGAACCGAAGAGUAAGCAGAGCAAGCGUCUUCGUCCACAGUACGACUUGCUGACACAGAAUGGCAUCCUCCUGGAAAGUCUUGCCAUCCACCGCUGGUCGCAGCACAAUCGUAUGACAUCGCGCUACACGGCCACGGAAGAACAGCGUGAUUUCCUGUUCGAGAUGGGUGAGCACUUUGCCCUGUUCUACAACACCAAGACAACUGUGAAUGUACCUGGUCAGAGGAAGGAGGUGACGACUCGCAAGUUCUUUGUACCAGCUCUGGUGGAACGAGUUGCACGUCUUCAAGAUGAAGCGAGCAAAGGCAAGCCAUGCCCAGCAAUGUACUUGUACAGUGGUGCAGAUCGUUACUUUCCACAAACCCUGUUCUGGUGUGGUGUUGUGAGGUGUAUGCAACGCUACAGUCCAAAGGUGGAUCCAAUCCUCUAUCACACGUCAGCACGUAUUCUGGUGAAGGAUCGCUUCUGGCUUGUCAUGCAGUAUUUCCAGCAUGGCAUUCGCCUGUCACUUGAGAUUCCUGUCGCAGCUGGCACAGCUAAGUCUUCUACUAGCAAUGCUGGUACUCGCACGGAUGAGUCAGUUGGCUCUCUUGGCGUUGGUACUGCAGCAAGCAAGGAUGAGUCGGCUGCAGUCAAGAUUUGUCACGAGCUUCUACCGUACCUGGAGUCGGAGCUUGACAAGCUGAAGGCAUUCUCCCUGACUCACGUGAAGUUUGGCAGGGCUGUUCGCUGUCCAUGCUCGUUCAGCCGAGAUGCGUGUCGCAAACACAAGCAGAAGUCUUGUGUAGAGAUUGGCUGUCAACACUUUGCUCCAUUGGUGGAGGGAUCGCGUCCCCGUUGUCCUAGUGGAGCACGUCCAGAAGUGGAUAUCAGUGAUGUACGGCAAUACUGGCCAUGCUUUGCCGAAGACACACAGACCGCAGAGCUUUCUGAUACCGAGAAGCCAAUGCCGGCAAUGCCAAUGACAGUUGUGGAGCCCGCAGUCAAGGACAGUGAAUCGGCUAGAGGAGAGCACUUGGCACUGGCCACGGCCACGGCAUAUCACAGAGCAUUACGCAAACACUACACGGGAGUAAGGCGCUGCCAAGACAUUAACGUGGUCGACUGCAUGGGGAGUUUGCGAGCCGAAGGUCAUGUCAGUGAUGAUUGUGUGAAGGAAGCGAGAGCUCUGAUGAAGUCAAGUGGACACACUGUGGCUUUGGAUCACCUGUGCUGUGUGCUGGAGGAGCUGUCGGACGAAGGCAUGUGCUACUUUGUGGAGCGCGUGCUACCAUUUCAAGGUCUGUCUCAGCUGGUGGAAACAUUCCAGGCUUGUCCCGGUCCUGGAAAGUGUGCUCUGAACCACCAUGAUCUCCACACUGCUCCCAGUGCUGAUGUCAAUGGGAAAGUGUUGGAUGAAGUAGACACUGGAAGUGCUACUUCUUCUCCACUGAAAGACAAGGUGCAAACUGGGAUGUCUGAGCUUCACCAGGAAGUACUGCGUUCAAGCUAUGUGGAGUUGAAGUGUAGUUUGGACGUAGAAGAGGGCAUUCUGGACCGUCUCUAUGCAGAGAGCAUCAUCACAAAGCGCUUCUGCAAGAAACUCCGUGCUAUGUAUGAUCGUGAAGAUCAGGCAUCUGUCUUCUUGGAAGCACUGCCGGGCUGUGGCAAGCAGGCGUUCCGUCAGUUUGUGUCUGCUCUGAAAGAGAGUGAGAAGCUGGCCCACCAGGAGCUUGCUGAUCUCCUCCAGUUGAAGCUACUGGAGAUAUCCUCUGGUCUGUGAAGGUUACUCUGCUGGUGGACCCGCCAUGAGCUGCUAUGUACCCACAAUGAGCUGUACCAGUGAAUGGUGUGUGCAGACGCUACUGAACGCUCGCAAUGUUUCUGAUCAAGUUUGUUCUGGUAUUCCAAGACCUAUUCCAAUUGUGAUUUUUUACUGCAUUUUGAGAAUUUGCCUGGCAUUCUAACUGAUGUAGACAUGAUUGAAUUACACUUUCCUUCAUGCUAUAUUAUCGCUAGAAUUAAUUGCUCACUGAAAUGGUUGAAAAUGCAAGUUAGAGUGUAAUGAAAUCCACACUCUACUGCACUGCUAGUUUGUAUUUGCUAUCUAUAAUGUGUAUGCUUUGCUUUGUUGCACGGAAACGUGAUCCCUUUUGGUAUACGUUUUGAGCUGCUCAGCUGCGCUGAAGAGCCUAACUGUUGGUGGCUUAAUAUAUUGUAAUUCUACGAGUUUAUUGAUUUUACAACCUUUGUGCGAUUUCUCUGCGUAUCGUUCGAAUUUGCAAGCGUACUGUAUGUGUCAUGAUUUCAAUACUAUCGGAUAUCCUUGAUUCACCUUUCCUUUUAGCAGAGCUUAUAGUUUUUACUCUCUUGA